GCGGCGGCGGCGAUUUUACUUGUUGCUGUGACCGGGCAUCUACACCAGUAAACACACAGCCCGACUCGAUCGCGACGGUCCAUCGCCGACGCCUAGUGUAUAGUUGACAACAGCCUGUUGUUCUGCGAUAGGGCAAUGAUGCGGAGAGCUUCCAGAUUGUGUUGGUCGCCAGCCGUGGUGGUCGCGGUGCUGGUGUCAGUGUGGGGUGUGGCGCAUGCGAACUCCUAUCCCGCAGAGGUCAUUGAGCUGACUGACGCGACCUUUGAGCACGACACGCAAGCGAGUACGGGCCAGACGACGGGCGUGUGGGCUGUGCUGUUCACGGACAGCACCGUGGCCCGCUUUGACCGGGCAUCCAUCGUGGUUGAGCAGCUGGCUCAGGAGGAGGAGAAGGAGGUCAUCUAUGCCCGGGUGGAUGUGGCGCGCAAUGUGAAGGUGGCAAAGCGCUUCGGUGACGUGGUGUUCCUGCCCUGCAUCGUGCUCUUCCGCGACCGCCAGAUGUACGUGUUUGACAAAAACUUCGAGAACCCUAGUAUCCUGGAUGAGGUCCGCACCUUUGUGGAGAGCGGCUACGCCAACGCGGAGCCCCAGGACGUGCCGGCGGUUAACGAGAGGCGGCUGGACCCCGAGGCAUUCAAGGCGUCGACCGAGAUGGACUCAAAGACGGUGUUCUGGGCCGUCAUCAUGAUUCUGGGGGGGCUUAUGUUCCAGGCGUGGGCCAUUAUGAACAAGGACAAGUUUAAGCCGGAGCCAGAGCAGGAGAAGGAGAGCCAGGCGGCGGCGGCGGCGGCUGGGGGCGAGAAGGAGGGGGGCGCGGCCGCGGUUCCCAAGGGAAAGGCGGCUGCGGCGUCCAAGGGAACACCAAGCAAGGGCGGCAAGGCCAAGGCUACGUAGUUGUGUGGACUGCAGAGGCGUGUGGUGUUGGUGGCAAUCUUGUAGGGGUGGGGGUGCGGCCUGACGGUGAUGAUCACUGAUCAGGCGUGAGCCAUGAUCGGAUGCGCUGCGGACGUGCGUUGAAGUGUCCGGUCAUUCACACUAGCGUGCAUGCAAGCCCUUUCUCGGUGUUUACAUGAAGCGGGAUCGGUGCUCCAAGGAGGAAACGUGUAAUGUUACGGAGGUGGAAGUGUGGAACGGAUGCAGGUUUACGGGCGCGGAGGUUCCGACUUGACGCUAGUGUCGGUACCGUAUUGGCAGGGUGGUCUGUGGAAUUGCAGAGAGGGAUAGGGGUUUUGGGCAAGCGUGUGCCCUACUGCCCUGUGCUGUGGCCCGAUGAAACCGGAGAGGGGAGGAACCCCAGGCCCGGCUCACCGCAAACGCUAGCGCUGCUCACCGAAGCCAUGGGUCGGCGUCAUAAGGCUACCUCUUGCGAGUCCCUCAGCUGACAAGCUAGGGUGAGGCCGGUGGCGAGUCCGCGAUUGGCCCUACAAAGA
Molecule: messenger RNA, 1430 nt
Organism: Chlamydomonas reinhardtii
Lineage: Eukaryota; Viridiplantae; Chlorophyta; Chlorophyceae; Chlamydomonadales; Chlamydomonadaceae
Exons: 6
Coding region: 136-894 (252 amino acids)
Source: RefSeq, a predicted model, not a curated record